CUGGAUGACGGAUGUCUUGGAAGAGAUAACAGCGCAGCCCGCGCUCCCUGCACGACCUACUUCCGGCGACAAUGUGCCUCAACGCACGGUCUUGUACGCGCGGAAGGGCGCGGGAUCCACGCAGAGACGCGCUGGACGUCGGGAGCUGGCGGUGCCGAACUGGUUCGACCUUCCGGUGCUAUUACCCGAGACACACCCCGUGGCUGCGCGUAUCCAGCGCAAUACCUUAACCCGGACAUCACGAGAAGGAACAAUGAUACGCGGAAACAGUGAGCCUCAACUUGCUAAGCCGAAAGUUUCCCGACUGGGGUCGAGAGAGGAGGCAGAGGAGCGUAAAGUGAGGAAGAUGGGAGCAAUGGUGCUCAAGAGCGCCAUGAGGCGACGACAAAGCACGAGAGUCAGGAAGCUCGAAGGACUGAAGUACGUGGAUCGGAAGAAUAGACUCAGAGAGAAGUUAUGGAAGGAUUUAAGCAGAUUUGGGCUGUGGCCCAUGUCAGGCUCUGGGGAUGCCGACUAUCAACGAUCAGUGGAGAACACGGUAGACGCCAUUUGGAACCAGUGGCAGGAUAAUGCAGAGAAGACCCCGUUGAGUGGUGUGGAUAGUGGAAGCAAUGAAUGGAGGUUUGGUAUAGGAUAUAAUGUGGUUUUGGACGCGGACGAUGACGUCAACGGGAUCUUUUUGACUGGAGUGCCGUCGGUACCAAGCUCUGCGACGCCAGAGACGACAGAGACGGAAUCAGACGUGACGAGUAGGAGAAGAUCGUCAGUUUUUACGGACAGUGCAGGGCUUGAAGCACCAGAAGAAGAGGACAAUAAUGACGAGGAGGAUAAAUUGUCAAAUUUUGGCUUUUCAGCAGCUCGACUUCAGGCGAAAGUUCAGACUCCUGGGAUGAAACGACGCAAAAGACUGACUGAUCUGCAUCACUUUGUGGAAACUCAACUGCAGAAGCGGUUGUUCCGGUCGUGGGAUACGAUUGAGAUUGCGUUUACAGGGAGUGGAGAAAUGACUGUCAAUCAGAUCGUUAAAUUCCUGCAGCUUUCGGACGUCCAACUUGGCGAUAAGGACGCAGCUAAGGUCCAGAAGAUACUGGAAGACCACGUUACAGCAAUGCAAGCAGCUCAGAAAGCAAAUGAAGAAGGAGAUGAAGAGGAUCAUUUUAUACGAGGACGAACCAAGUCAAAAGCAGUUUUAUCGUUUGAAGGCUUUCGUCAAAUCUUUCAUCCUGUCGAUCUUCAAGAGGCUUCAAGGUGGAAACGCGAGUUCGACCGCGAGAAAUUCCGCCAAAGGCAGGAAAAAGACAUUUAUACCAGGGAACUGGAGGCUCUAGAAGAGAAAGUUCGGCAACGCUUAGCAACAUCAGCCAAGCACAUGAUCGAGCACUUGCAGCAGUUUAAAUGCGACCCUAGAGAUAUUCCUUGGGAAAACGAGCAGCAGCGCUUACAAAUGCGAUCCCAAUUUCUAGAGGUCAUCUUCCAGAAACCACAGCGCAGACGUUUAUUGCAACUUGGGAAUAGACUUCCGCAUUCAGAUACCGAAUCUCCUGGAGUACAUACGAUGAAUGGUAUUCCGGACAAGCUACGAAUCAAAGUUAUCCUGUCCACACUUCUUCAAAAGUACUCGCGAAAUGGACAUUUCGAGAGUGUCGAGGUUCCAGCGGCGGCGUACUUGUAUCACGACUUGGCAGCGGAUAUCAUGAAGCAAAGUAUCCGUCGGUACUGGGAGAGAUUUGAAAUCGACCAAUGGCCCGAGCGGCAAAUAGUUUCCCGUUUUCGCAUGAAAAAGCAAAUUUUCUAUGACUGGCGCAUAUUUGCUGAGCGUACGAAGAUGCUGCGCAUACAUGUUCUGCGCAAAUUUGUUGCCUGGAAGUACAUGACCCGCAAGCUGCAUGAACAUUACGCGUUCUAUCGUAUCAGCUUUUGGCCAUUUUACGUUUGGAAGCGUCAUCUCCAGCAAAUGAUCAUUGCGCAUGGCAAAACCGAAUUUUUGAUGAAUGUUUUGCGCACGUACAUUCAGCUACGAAACUUUCGUGCGUUGAAACUGCGGUAUAAAACAAAGCAAUGGAAUAAGAAGCAAAUUGAACGCGUCCGAAAGAAGAAGGCUAGACAAAUUCGCCGUAUCUGCUGGCAAACCUGGAAAGAUCGAUUUCAAAGCGCGCGGUUGAUACGUCAGAUCUGGCGAAAUCACGGAAAUACGCUCCAGCAACUACACAAGUUUUACAUGGUGAGGGUGACAUUUUAUAUUCUGCGCUACUACUCAAUUUUGAAGAGGGAUAUGAGGCAUCGCAAGUACGUGAGCCUAUUGAGUCAAUUCUCCGUUAGAGCGAGAGCUAAGACGCUGGCACAGCAUCAACGCCAGCAUCAUGGAGCGAAUAAUCAUGGCCGCGCUGUUCAACAGCGUGGAUCGUUGUAUCCAGCUGACAGUGCACAUGCAAAGGCAUCCUCAACACGCCGUAGCCUUCCAAUGUCGACAUAUGAAUCACCCCAACAUGGAAGAGGGUCAACGGCAGAUGCAAGGAAUAUGCGCGGUUCUGUUUUGUUACUGGCGGCAGACGAAGAGCAUAAUAUCGAGAUCUCACGACUCAAUUCACAUCCCGAUAAUCCAUCCACUGAGGCUAGCGACGGAACUACUGCUGGGUCUUUGACGAGGAUCAUGGAAACCGAGUUGGGGAAGAAGAUCAAACGUAAAAGUCGUCUUUACGAUUUGUGUCUCGGUUUAUAUCUGAAAUAUCGGGAACGGGAUCGUAUCAAUAUGAUUGGAAAUGUGAUUGCUUAUCGGCGCUUUGGUCGUCUCUUUAUGAAAUACUUGCGGGCAACGGUACAGCGAGGCAAACUCAACCGCUUUGCUACUGAUUUGGGCGCAUUCCGUGUAAUGAACUCUCGUUUCCGACAGUGGAUGAUUGGCACCGUAUACAAGCUUCCCCCAGCAGCACAAGGCGAAGCUGAGUCGGUGAAGAAGGAUGAAGAAUCCGAGGAAAUAGGAGAGAAAGUAGUUUUACACUGGCGUGAAGACCGAGAAUGGCGUCUCCAAGCUAUUGCGAAUAACCCGAUUCGAGCACAACAGCUUCGUCAAGAUCUUCUUUCUAUUAUGGAGAAUGACUCGAUGCGAAAAGAAACCAUACGAAGUCGUGAGCUACUGCUGACUAAGAAGCAAACCAAUGAAGAAGCGUUUUUACGCAUGGAAGCUAGCGCAACUUUGAAAAUUAAGGCGGCUCAGAUGCAGCAAGUGCAGCAAAUUAUGCGACGACGGGCACAUCGUCUCCAUGACGCGAUGGAUAAUGUGUACGAUGUUUUGCUGCAACAACAAGCAAGACAACAGCUAAAAUCGAGCUUCCGUAGCCUUCGCAUCGUCGUUAUGAUGAAGCACACGAGUGUACUCUGCCAUCGUGCGCAGAUCUGCAACUGGCUUCGCCUGUGUUACCGCUUCAUGUACUGGGAGCGGAACAUGGGCGUAUUUUACAAACUCAAGCUAAAGUAUCACGCCUUUCAGACACUACUGAAAUAUGCUGUUUGGAAGUGGAAGUUCCAGUCGCCGAAGCUAUCGCAAAAGCUUCAACGUUCACAACAGCUCAUGUGGAAGUAUGAGCAUUUUAUGGAAGAGCAAGGGCUGUUCGAUGGUAGCGCAGAGUCCUUACAGCUUGUAGGCACAAAACACUCACCAGCGAAUUCGUUCCGAGGCACCUUUUUACGGUGGGUGCAAUUUGCACAAUGCUCAAAAGCGCGGGAAACGGUCGUCAAACUCGUUCGCCGGAAGCGUGAUCUCUGGGCGAUGCACACGAUUUUCCACGCUCUUAAAAACCGAGUCAAGGCGAAGUACACCUACUCAGAGCGGUGCGCUCUUCUACCAUAUCUGUGGAGGCAAUGCAUGGUCGAUUUGGAUACUUAUCACUGUAAAAUCAUCGCGCUGGAACAGCGAUUGCCCACGACGAGCUUAAGAGCACAAUUGACUCAUUCCCGUAAGUUAAUGCGGGAGACGGCGAUCAGUUCUCCAACGUUAAAGAAGCUUUUCCAAGACCACGAAAACGAAGUUCGCUUACGGCUGCAAUUGGAGAAGCGAUUAAUGCUAGUGGCAUACAAUGAGCGCGCAGUGCACAACUACGCAGAGCGGUCAUCCAGUCUUUUCGGUACAACAGCAGGAAAGCCUUUCACGCACGACAAAGUGCCACCGUUUGGCAGUAUCAACGAAAUCGGCAUCUUUUGCGGCAAGAAAGUGGACGGUAUCUGUGUGGUGUUAAAGGCAAGUGGGCAACAGAACAUUGAAGGUUCUAUCCACGGAAAUCCUUUCGGAACUCGCGAAGUCUUCUCACUCAUCAGAGGUGAGAAACUUGUUAGCGUCGAGGGGUUUGCUUCACAGUCAAUCUAUGGACUACGCUUUGGCACGAGUGCUGGGCGGUAUUCAAAGUGGUUUGGCCAUUGUGAAAAAGGGUCAAAAUUCGAGAUCCACAGCGACUACCCCAACAAUCGCGAAGAAAUUGUGGGUUUCUUUGGACAUGCUGACAACGCUUCUAUCAAUUCUUUAGGCGUUGUAAUGCGACACACGACGAUCAAGAACCCGUUCGAGGGCUUGUGGGUGCAAAAGGAUCAGCACGCACAGCAUAAUCUGCUACAACAGUCAGCACAUCGUGGGUCAGUGGACGAAUUGGCAUUGAGUGAUCGACAGUUUGCAUACUUCUUGCAGGUUCGUGCAUGUGAGGUGUUGAUGAUUAUGGAGAGAGCGCACCUUUUUGCUAUACGUGCGUACAAGAUCGAAGACACGCUACCUCCUGCUCUUGGAAGUAUGCGGAUCAUCAUGGCAAUCGCCCGGUGGAUGCUCAACGCACUUUCACAUGGAUUGGUUCAGCGUACUGAGCGCGAAGAGGAAGGGAAGAAGAUUCUGUUGAGCGGCCAAGAGAAAUAUACUGUCGGAGAGAAGUUGCUGUCUGACGGGUCAAGUACAAUGCAGAUAGUGGACGGAUUCCGUGAUUCUGCAGGACAAUUGGACGCGGCGGUACUUGGAGUCAAGAAGAUUAUAGAGUUGAAGGAAAUGAUGACACAGGCUCAGCAGCAAAUGGUGCAAGGCGAAAGGCUAAGAGACGAAGGCCAGCACGAGAUCAUGCGAAGUCAACGAUUUCUGCCUCACCUCCCCGCUACGAAGCGCAUGAUCUCAGCUAUCCGAAAGAUGUACAAGGUGGUCCAAACCAAGGAUGAAAUCGACCACAUGAACCCAGAAUUGCGGUCGAUCCUACUACUCAAUGGUAAAAGUCCUUCCGCUUCGGCUCCUCCGCUCAAGAAAAGCGGAGGAGCCGAAGCGGUAGGACUUUUACCAUUGCAGUGA
This is a messenger RNA of Phytophthora nicotianae INRA-310, 5311 nucleotides long. RefSeq lists its product as hypothetical. The record is from RefSeq and is a predicted model, not a curated record. NCBI's taxonomy places the organism in Eukaryota, Oomycota, Peronosporomycetes, Peronosporales, Peronosporaceae. The coding region runs from base 5 to 5311 and encodes 1768 amino acids. The transcript is spliced from 2 exons.